Messenger RNA from Vicia villosa (hairy vetch), 3782 nucleotides. RefSeq lists its product as uncharacterized. The transcript has 10 exons. The record is from RefSeq and is a predicted model, not a curated record. Bases 172 to 3555 code for a protein of 1127 amino acids. Gene Ontology annotation, molecular function: poly-pyrimidine tract binding; pre-mRNA 3'-splice site binding. Gene Ontology annotation, cellular component: nuclear speck; commitment complex; U2-type prespliceosome. NCBI's taxonomy places the organism in Eukaryota, Viridiplantae, Streptophyta, Magnoliopsida, Fabales, Fabaceae.
UUUCUUUUUAACGAGUGACGAAAACGAGUCUUUUUUUGUUCAAAGGCUGAACAGUGGAGUGAAGUAUUGAUAUAUCGAUAUGGCGACUGCUAUAGGCUGAGGUUCUGUGCUCCGUUCCCACUUUCUUCGCCGCUGCUACUACCGUCACCAUUCUCACCCUUCUCUCUCCAGAUGAGCAGGACUGACCGUUUGAAGGAGAGGGACAGAAAAAGUAAUAGGCUUUCUGUGGAUAAUUAUGAAGAUAGUACAGCCCACACAAGACCUGGUUUUGAAAAGGCUAUGCAUAGAAGAAGAAAUAAAGAAGUGCCUGAAAAUGUAAAAGACCCUGCCAAGGAAGUGAGGAAUAUUUCACCUGAAGGUUCUUUAGGGAAAAUUGCUGAUCAUUUUGAGUCUCCAACAAUCCAUAAACAUCAUAAGCUUCCAUCCUUUAGCAUGGAGAAACAUGCUUCAGAGGAAGUAGUGAAUGUAAGUUCUAGAAAGAAGAUUAAGAGCACCAUUGUAAAGGAAGAUGAUUUAACUGAAGGGAGAGAUAGAGCAAGCAAUAAUUUAGAAGCCAAAUCAAGUGCUGGUUUAAGUAAUAAAGGCCGGAUAACUGAAGAAAAGACUGGAAAGGAGAGGCGUGGUUGGAAAAAAAAAGAACAAAUGAGUAAAAUUUCUGAAAAUAAAGCCGGGACUAAACAUUCUAGAGAUUCAGUUAACAAGGAUAGUUAUGCAGAAAAAGAUAGAUCAAAAUCUGAAAGGAAAAUAAAGAAAAAGAACCACAUUGAAGGGGAAGAUAAUCGUAAUGAGUAUCAUACAGAAAGGAAGCAUGACAGAGAUAGACAUGAUGGGGAGAAAACAAAAAAGUGGUUAAGCAAUGAUUUUGAAGAAGUACCUGAAAAGAAGCAACAUAGAGACUCAGAAAAACAUAUUCAUGUAGAGGGUAGAGCAAAAAAUGAAAGAGAAAUCAACAGGGAAACAAGAGCGAAUUAUGAAAGAGAAAUCAAGAGAAAAUAUCGAAGUGGAGAUGAUGUAAAUCAGGACAAGAAUGCAUUAAGGAAACAAGAUAUUGCAAAGCAUCAUAAGCCACACAUUGAUGAAAGGAAGAACAGGCAGGAAAAGGUGAAGUCACAUUAUGAAGAAUCAACCAUGAAGAGGAGACGGUCAAGAAGUCAGGAGCGUGAGGAUAGAAGAAGGUCUCCAAAUACUUAUCAAGAUGGAGAUCGUAAAGACUUAUCUAUGAUUUCUCUGACAGAUAUUUCUAGAAAAAAGCAUUCUGAUGAUAAAAAUAGAGUAUCAACUAAUGCUUCAAGUAGACGGUCAAGAAGUCGCGAUCGUAAGGAUAAAAGAAGGUCUCCUUCUUUUUCACCAAGGGCACACAGAAAGACUAAUCAAGAUGGAGAGCGCAGAGAUUUGUCUAUGUCUUCUCUGACAGAUAGUUCUAGAAAAAAGCAUUCUGAUGAUAAAAAUAGAGUAUCAACUAAUGGUUCAAGUAGACGGUCAAGAAGUCGGGAUUGUGAGGAUAAAAGAAGGUCUCCUUCUUUUUCACCAAUGGCACAUAGAAAGACUAAUCAAGAUGGAGAGCGCAAAGACUUGUCUAUGCCUUCUAUGACAGAUAGUUCUAGAAAAAAGCAUUCUGAUGAUAAAAAUAGAGUAUCAACUAAUGUUUCAAAUAGUCACCAUCGCGGAUAUCGACACAGUGGCUCUACUAGUGGACUUGGUGGCUAUUCACCAAGAAAGAGGAAAAGUGAAACUGAUAUUAAGACACCUUCACCUUCACCACCAUCUAAGCAUUCUCCGGAGAAGAAACGUGCUGGAUGGGAUCUUCCUCCUGUAGGGACAGAUCCUUCUCCAGCUAUUGUUUCUUCUGGUUUUCAAUUAUCAAAUAAUAGUGUGUUGUCCAGCAUGCAUGAUUUAGCUUCCGCUACUUCGCAGAAUCCAUCCAUCGUGAAGCCUCUACCAGUGUCAUAUUUUAAUGUGGUAUCAAAUGGGAAGAGUGCCACUAUUGAUUCGGUCCAACUGACACAAGCUACCCGCCCUUUGAGAAGGCUUUAUCUGGAGAAUUUACCUGGUUCAGCUUCUGAGAAAGUUGUGAUGGAUUGUUUCAAUAACCUGCUUUCUUCCAGACUAAAUCAUAUCCAACAAACUAGGCCAUGCAUCAGCUGUAUUGUGCAUAAAGAUAGGGGCCAAGCGCUUGUGGAAUUCCUUACAGCUGAGGAUGCAUCAGCUGCCCUUUCUUUUGAUGGAAGUAGACUAUUUGGCUCCAUGGUGAAAAUUAGACGUCCCAAAGACUAUGUUGAGUUUGCAACUGGUGAACCAGAGCGAUCAGUGGAAGUUGCUGUCACAAUAAGUGAUGUUGUAGUUAAUUCACCAAACAAGGUCUUUAUUGGUGGAAUUUCAAAUCACGUUUCUUCAGAUAUGCUUAUGGAGAUUGCUGGUGUGUUUGGAUCUUUGAAGGCUUACCACUUUGAGGCUAGGGUCAGCAAUGGAUGCGCUUUUGUUGAGUAUGUGGAUCACUCUGUUACUGCCAAAGCUUGUGCGGGUUUGAAUGGAAUGAAGCUGGGAGGGGAAGUAUUAACUGUUGUUCAGGCUAUGCCUGAUGCAUCACCCAUGGAAAAUGAUGGCAAACCACCAUCUUAUAGCAUUCCAGAGCAUGCAAAGCCACUGCUCAGCAAGCCAACAGAAGUACUGGAGAUUAAAAAUGUGUUCACAGUGGAGUCUAUAUUGUCUUUAUCUGACACUGGAAUCGAGGAAAUUUUGGAGGAUGUACGAUUGGAAUGUGCAAGAUUUGGGACUGUUAAAUCAGUUCAUGUAGCCAGGCAUAGCGAUGACAAGGAUGUUGCAACCAAAUCAGAAGAAAUUAAAAAGAAUGACAAGAAUGUUGCAACCAGAUCAGAAGAAGUUAAAAAGAAUGCGGGUUCUGAAGAAGCUUCUUUACUCACUCGCACUGUUACUAAUAAUGCAGAAUCUACUUCUUCUGAAGAGGCUACAUACUCUAGUUCUAUGGGAACAAGUGGAAUGGAGCUCCAUUAUGAAAAAGAUCUAGAAGAAGACAAAGAUGAUAAUGAUACAGAUGUUAAUAUUGAUAAAAAUGCUGAAGUUUUUGAUAAUACUGCAUGUGAAGAACAAGAACAUCUUGCAAGUGAUGCAACAGUUAAAGAUACUGACGAGGGUAUGCCUAGUCGUACCAUUCAAGGAUGUCCUGAUCAUCAUGAUAUAUCCUUUGAUGCUCCAGAGUUGAAUGCUAACAUGGUCAAUAACGAUAUUGAUGUUGAAAAGAUAGUGGGUGACAAUAUGGACUCAAAGAACACAGUUUGUCCAUUUCAGAAAGGCUUUUCUGAAUGUGAUACUAGUUCCGAGUUAGUUGGUCCUAAAAAGGACAUUAAGGAGGAAGAUGAAGGUGAAUAUGAUACUAACAACAUUACAUUUGAACCAGGUUCUGUUCUUGUUGAGUACGCAAGAACCGAAGCAUGCCGUUCAGCAGCUCAUUGUUUGCAUAGACGUUUCUUUGACGGCAGGAUGGUGACAGUUCAGUAUAUUGCCCUGAGUCUAUACAGAGCAAGAUUUACAAAAUGAGCAUUUCAAAGUGAGGGGUAACAUUUGGUUAUAAGAACAUAAAGAGCCAUGUGGAGUGCAAGAACUGAUUAAUUAGUCUGAUGGGUUAUAUCAGCAUGUUUCUUUGGUGUAAGAUUUGUGAGAAAGGUAUUUUUUAUAUUUUAAUUGGUCAUUUUAAUUCAGUUUCACUUUGGCAUUGGUCAUGCUAAUUGGAGAUAUUCUUUAUACAAGUUUUUUUUUGUUGUUUU